Molecule: messenger RNA, 1356 nt
Organism: Aspergillus luchuensis
Lineage: Eukaryota; Fungi; Ascomycota; Eurotiomycetes; Eurotiales; Aspergillaceae
Gene: egl3
Product: putative extracellular endoglucanase/cellulase
Exons: 4
Coding region: 1-1356 (451 amino acids)
Biological process (GO): glucan catabolic process
Cellular component (GO): extracellular region
Molecular function (GO): cellulose binding; hydrolase activity, hydrolyzing O-glycosyl compounds
Source: RefSeq, a predicted model, not a curated record
AUGAACAUCUUCCGUAUCCCCUUCCUCAUGGAGCGUUUGACCCCCGAUGGCUUGACCGGCUCUUUCGCUUCGACCUACCUCUCUGACCUGAAGUCGACCGUCGAAUUCGUUACCAACAGCGGUGCCUACGCUGUCCUUGACCCCCACAACUACGGACGUUUUGAUGGAAGCAUCAUCGAGUCCACCUCCGACUUCAAGACCUGGUGGAAGAACGUCGCUACCGAAUUCGCCGACAACGACAAGGUCAUCUUCGAUACCAACAACGAGUACCAUGACAUGGAGCAGUCCCUGGUUCUGAACCUUAACCAGGCUGCCAUCAACGGUAUCCGUGCCGCUGGUGCCACCACUCAGUACAUCUUCGUCGAGGGUAACGCCUACACUGGUGCUUGGGACUGGACUACCUACAACGAUGACCUGUCUGGCCUGACCGACAGUGAGGACAAGAUCAUCUACGAGAUGCACCAGUACCUUGACUCCGACAGCUCCGGUACUUCGGAGACCUGUGUCAGCUCCACGAUCGGCAAGGAGCGCAUCGAGAAGGCUACCGAGUGGCUGAAGACCAACAACAAGCAGGGUAUCAUCGGUGAAUUCGCUGGUGGUGUCAACUCCGUGUGUGAGGAGGCUGUCGAGGGCAUGCUCGCGUACAUGUCCGAGAACUCCGACGUCUGGGUUGGUGCUUCCUGGUGGUCUGCCGGUCCCUGGUGGGGAACCUACAUGUACUCUCUGGAGCCCACCGAUGGCACCGCCUACUCCACCUACCUGCCCAUCCUCGAGAAGUACUUCCCCAGCGGUGAUGCUUCCUCCUCCAGCUCUGCCUCUGCCUCCGUUGCCGCUGCUACCUCCGCUGUUUCCACCACCACCACUGCCGCUUUUGAGCAGACCACCACCCCCGCCACCCAGGUUGAGAUUGCCUCUUCCUCUUCUUCCUCUUCGGCCGUCGCCGCCAGCCAGACUACCCUCAGCAAGGUUAAGUCCAAGUCCAAGUCCCCUUGCAAGCUGUCCAGCGCCACCUCCAGCGCCGUCUCUAGCGCUGCCGCUGUCACCACCCCUGCCGUCGCUGCCACCACCCCUGCCGCCGCUCCUACUUCUUCCAGCGUCGCUUUCGCCACCACUUCCGUUUACGUUCCCACCACCACUGCCGCUGCCCCCAGCCAGGUUAGCUCCAGCGCUGCUGCUAGCAGCAGCGGUGUCGUCGGUGUCAGCGACCCCCAGGGUCCCUCGGCCACCAACUCUGCUGGUGAGGUGAACCAAUACUACCAGUGCGGUGGUAUCAACUGGACCGGCCCUACCGUCUGUGCCAGCCCCUACACCUGCAAGGUCCAGAACGACUACUACUACCAGUGCGUUGCUGAGUAA